CUAGCCGUGAAAUCGUGACAAAAAGCAAAUAAGUUGGCGUUGUAACAUCUCCAACCGAUCGACAGGCGUUCGCAUUUGCAUUGCCGACGAAAUGCCAAUCAGUCGCUCCAUAGCUCGGUCUACGCUUGGUUUAAUACCAAACGUUUAAUUAGUGUUUUGUGUACUCGUAUAUGUUUAAAAAUUGAUUACCAUGAAAAGCAGAUCGUGGACACUGCCACGCCUCACCCAAUCGAGUGUGCCCACCCAUGAUCUCCUGGGAUCUGUGCGUUUGACCUAUGCCAUAUGCGCCUUCUUGUCGACAUGCCUCCAUGCUGCCAUGAGGAACAUGCUCGGCAUGAUUAUCCUCAAAAUGGUUAUGCCACGACCGGAGGAUGCCCUUAUUAAUGCACUGUUUCGAUUGGCGGAGAGCAAUAUCACCUCUACGGGAAAAUGUGGAUCCUCUAGGGUUGUUUUAAAUCCACUGAUUGAAGAAACUCAGUCUGGCGACUUACCAUGGACUCGAAAACAGGAGCUGGCUUUUCCGGGAGUCUACUACUAUGGCUACGUGGUCUCUAUCUCGUUGUCCGGUUAUCUGGCAGACCGAUGCAGCAGCAAGAUAUUAUUUAUAGUUUCUCUGAUCUGCGAGGCAGUGGGCUAUAUCUUGCUUCCAAUGAUGGCUCACUUCAGUUUCGAGACGGCAGUUGUUGUCCUGGUCAUAUGUGGACUAUCGGCGGGCUCCGGAAAUCCUGCGAUGUACAAACUAUUUGUCACAUGGGCUCAUCCUACAGAGCGAACGGCGCUCUUGUCGUUCGCCUAUAGUGGACUGCUAAUGGGAUCCAUGUUGGUCUACCCAGUGGCCAAUUAUUUGAGCAACUUUGGCUGGGAGCUGUCUUUCUAUGUAGUCGGUGGGGUUGCACUUUUUUUUGGCAUCGCCUGCUGCUUUCUCAUAUACGAUACUUUGGAUAAGCAUCCACGGAUCUCAGAUGAGGAGGUGGAUUACCUGAAGCAAGAAAAGAGUCAUGAGGGACUCCAGGAACAGCAAGUACUAAAAGUUCCCUGGAAGCACCUGCUAAUGGCUCCACCAGCAUAUGCUUUCGUCCUGACCCACAUGUUCCACACCUACACCUUCCUGGUCAUCACUCAGCUGAUGCCGCGAUUUAUGCGCGAGGCUAUGGAAUUUGAAAUGCGAGAAGUGGGCUUUCUUUCGGCAGCUCCAUAUCUGGGAGGUAUCUGUUCGAAGGUGUUAUGCAUUGUGGGUGGCAGCUACGUCGAAAGAAAAGUGGGUAGCGAUCAAAGCUGUAUGCGGAGAAUGCUGUAUGGAAUAUGCAGCAUUUUGACAACGUCUUUGAUUGGAGUCAUCAUCCUGGCUGACUGCGGUAACAAAAUAUUGGUCCUAGUGAUGUUUGCUUUAGUGAUGGCUUCUACGGAUAUGGGAUUUAGUGGCUACUGGCCAACGCUGCUCUACUUUGCUCCUUCCUUCGCGGGAUUACUUUCGGGAUUGGCGAAUGGAAUGGCCCAUCUUUCCGGAUUCCUAGCACCUUAUCUAGUCGCCGCUCUGGUGCAUACUGGUAGCAAAGAAGAGUGGAAUGUGGUACUGAUUUCACUGAUUGCCUUUAAUAUGAUGGCUAUGUUGGUUUUUGGAUUCUGCAGCAGUACAAACCUGCAACCUUGGGAUCCUCGCAGCGAAAAGGAGAAAACAAGAUCCCCUCCAGAAAACGGAAUCAAUAGUUAGCUGUACUUUUAUGUAUUUAUGUUUUAUUUGCUUUUACUUUUUUGCAUUUUAAAUUCGCGGAAUACAUGU
Molecule: messenger RNA, 1780 nt
Organism: Drosophila eugracilis
Lineage: Eukaryota; Metazoa; Arthropoda; Insecta; Diptera; Drosophilidae
Product: sialin
Exons: 6
Coding region: 191-1711 (506 amino acids)
Biological process (GO): monoatomic anion transport; transmembrane transport
Molecular function (GO): transmembrane transporter activity
Source: RefSeq, a predicted model, not a curated record